Messenger RNA from Endocarpon pusillum Z07020, 2160 nucleotides. Its product is annotated as DNA replication licensing factor mcm5. Gene Ontology annotation, cellular component: MCM complex; nucleus. Lineage: Eukaryota; Fungi; Ascomycota; Eurotiomycetes; Verrucariales; Verrucariaceae. Gene Ontology annotation, molecular function: ATP binding; DNA replication origin binding; single-stranded DNA binding. Bases 1 to 2160 code for a protein of 719 amino acids. Gene Ontology annotation, biological process: DNA replication; double-strand break repair via break-induced replication; DNA replication initiation. The transcript is spliced from 2 exons. The record is from RefSeq and is a predicted model, not a curated record.
AUGGAUACACGAAGCACAUACUCGCUCAGCGUGCUUGCGCCUCUGCAUGAUGGCACAGAAGAGCCAAAAACAGAGAUCCAAGCGAAACUGCGAGAAUUCAUCCUUGCUUUCCAAAUCGAUGGCACAUUCAUCUACAGAGACCAGAUCCGUGAGAACGCUCUAGUCAGACAGUACUACUGCGACAUCGAUAUCGCGCAUCUUAUAUCCUAUAACGAAGAACUUGCGAACAAAUUGACGACUGAUCCUUCAGUGACGAUACCACUAUUUGAAGCCGCACUACGCCAAUGCACGCAACGCAUUGUCUAUCCACAGAAGCCGAAUGAAGACCUACCUCAGCAUCAGUUGCUACUACACUCCUCCGUUUCACAUCUGAAUAUUCGCGACCUCAACGCAACAAAUGUCUCGCAACUCGUCCGCAUACCAGGCAUUGUCAUUGGUGCCUCUACCCUAUCCUCGAAAGCAACAGUCCUAAGCCUGCAAUGUCGAAGCUGUGCAGGCACAUAUCAGAUGAUUGUCGAAGGUGGGUUUUCCGGGAUAACACUACCAAGAGUAUGCAAUCGACAACGUCCAGAACACGAAGCAUCGGAGAAAUGCCCGCUGGACCCCUACUUUGUGGUCCAUGAGCGCUGCCAAUUCAUUGACCAACAAGUUAUCAAGUUACAAGAAGCUCCAGACCAGGUGCCAGUUGGCGAGCUGCCUCGUCACAUCCUCAUCUCAGCAGACCGAUACUUGACCAACCGAGUGGUGCCUGGCUCUCGUUGCACCGUGAUGGGCGUAUUCAGUAUCUACCAAUCCAAAGGCGCAAAGGCCAAAGACAGUGCCAUUGCAAUCCGGAACCCAUAUCUGCGAGCGGUCGGAAUCACUACCGACGUGGACCACACAGCUAAAGGGAACUCUGUUUUCUCAGAAGAAGAGGAGCAAGAAUUUCAAGAGAUAAGCAAGACGAAAAAUCUAUAUGAGAAGUUUGCCGAUUGCAUCGCUCCGUCCAUCUAUGGAAAUAAAGACAUCAAAAAGGCAAUUGCAUGCCUCCUUAUGGGCGGAUCGAAGAAGAUCCUACCAGAUGGGAUGAAAUUGCGUGGUGAUAUCAAUGUUUUGUUGUUGGGUGACCCUGGAACGGCAAAGUCACAGCUGCUCAAAUUUGUUGAAAAAGUAUCUCCAAUUGCCAUAUACACCUCUGGCAAAGGUUCAUCCGCCGCUGGACUGACAGCUUCUGUCCAACGUGACACUGCAACACGAGAAUUUUACCUUGAAGGUGGAGCCAUGGUGCUCGCCGAUGGUGGUGUCGUGUGCAUUGAUGAGUUCGACAAGAUGCGCGAUGAAGACCGUGUUGCCAUACAUGAAGCGAUGGAACAACAAACCAUCUCUAUUGCCAAAGCUGGAAUCACCACUAUUCUCAACGCCCGGACCUCUGUGCUAGCAGCGGCCAAUCCAAUCUUUGGACGUUAUGACGAUCUGAAAAGUCCAGGUGAGAACAUCGACUUCCAGACCACAAUCCUUUCGAGGUUCGAUAUGAUUUUCAUUGUGCGGGACGAGCACGAGAAAGGUCGAGAUGAGCGAAUUGCGAAACACGUCAUGGGUAUCCAUAUGGGUAGAUCCGGCGUUGAGGAACAGCGCGAAUCGGAAAUACCAGUAGAGAAGAUGAAGCGAUAUAUCAGUUACUGCAAGUCGAGAUGCGCACCACGUCUGUCCCCUGAAGCAGCGGAAAAACUCUCGUCCCAUUUCGUUUCCAUCAGGCGACGUGUCCACGAAUCUGAGCGCGCAGCGAACCUUCGUUCCUCCAUUCCUAUCACUGUCCGACAACUCGAAGCCAUCAUCCGUAUUAGCGAAUCUCUUGCCAAACUCACAUUAUCCAAUGUUGCGACAGAAGAACAUGUCGAUGAAGCCAUCCGGCUGUUCCUGGCAUCGACAAUGGAUGCAGUGACGCAGGGUGAAGGACAAGGAAGCAGAGAGCUGAUGGAGGAGGUUGGAAAGGUGGAGGAAGAAUUGAGAAGGAGAUUGCCAAUUGGUUGGAGCACUAGCCUGGCAACUUUGAGAAAGGAGUUUGUGGAAGGAAGGGGAUAUAGUGAGGAGGGGUUGAGGAGAGCGCUUGUGGUGUUGGGAAGGAGGGAAACUGUACAGAUCAGGAGUGGAGGGAGCCAGGUAUAUCGGUGUGGUGCUUGA